This is a messenger RNA of Dunckerocampus dactyliophorus (ringed pipefish), 5920 nucleotides long. RefSeq names its product calcitonin receptor-like a (gene calcrla). The record is from RefSeq and is a predicted model, not a curated record. Lineage: Eukaryota; Metazoa; Chordata; Actinopteri; Syngnathiformes; Syngnathidae. The transcript has 13 exons. Gene Ontology annotation, biological process: angiogenesis; adenylate cyclase-activating G protein-coupled receptor signaling pathway; cell surface receptor signaling pathway. Gene Ontology annotation, cellular component: plasma membrane. The coding region runs from base 194 to 1636 and encodes 480 amino acids. Gene Ontology annotation, molecular function: adrenomedullin receptor activity; calcitonin gene-related peptide receptor activity; calcitonin receptor activity.
GGGUUGCUUUGCAAUAUCAACCUGACAGCCUUUUAGCAGCGCUCAGUGUGAGCUGGGACUCACCCUGUCAGACUGCUACGUCUGUGUCUGCAUCGACCAUACCGAAGACGGGAGAUUUUGUUUUUUUUGUAGGUGUUUUUGUUUCAACGGAAUCGGACUCACCUUCCGAUCUGCAUCUUUAAACAGCCUCAGCAUGGCAAAAAGGAAGAUGGAGAGUGUCUGGAAGAAUGGAAUAGUGGUACUUGCGCUGAUGUGCUCUCUGCUGGACUGCCAAAUAUGUGUGCGGGCGAGUCUUGAUGUCAAUGAAACUCAGCAGCACCAUCCAGCUAAUGUGUACCAUGACAUAGGACUCACCAGGAACAAGAUAGUCACAGCACAGUUUGAGUGCUACCAAAAGAUAAUGAAGGACAACCCAUCCGACAGACAAGAGCCCAUGUGUAAUCGCACUUGGGAUGGGUGGUUGUGUUGGGAUGACACCAAGGCAGGCGUCAGCUCAGAGCAGCACUGCCCAGACUACUUCCAGGAUUUUGAUCCUUCAGAAAUGGUUACAAAGAUUUGUACCGACAGCGGCCAAUGGUUCUUGCAUCCCGAGAGCAACCGCACAUGGACCAACUACACUCGCUGCAAUGAACACACCAGUGAAGGCAGAGUGACUGCAAUGAAUCUUUUCUACCUAGCUCUCAUUGGACAUGGACUGUCCCUGACCUCGCUGUUCGUCUCUCUCGGAAUAUUCUUCCACUUCAAGAGUCUUAGUUGUCAAAGGAUCACACUUCACAAAAACCUCUUCUUUUCUUUUGUGCUCAACUCUGUGAUUACCAUCAUUUGGUUAACCGCAGUUGCAAACAAUCAAGAACUUGUGCAGAGGAAUCCAACAAGCUGCAAAGUGUCACAAUUCAUUCACCUAUACCUGUUUGGUUGCAAUUACUUCUGGAUGUUGUGUGAGGGAAUAUAUCUACACACACUUAUCGUGGUGGCUGUGUUUGCUGAGAAGCAGCACCUGAUGUGGUACUAUCUUCUUGGCUGGGGUUUCCCUCUUAUUCCUGCUUCCAUUCACGCAAUUGCAAGAAGUUACUACUACAAUGACAACUGUUGGAUUAGCUCCAAAACAUCACUCCUCUAUAUCAUCCACGGCCCCAUCUGUGCUGCUCUCCUGGUUAAUCUGUUCUUCCUGCUCAACAUUGUGAGAGUGCUCAUCACUAAGCUAAAGGUGACCCAUCAAGCAGAGUCGAGUCUCUACAUGAAAGCAGUGAGAGCCACACUCAUCCUGGUGCCGCUUUUGGGAAUCCAGUAUGUCCUGCUUCCAUACAAGCCAGAGGGACGAGUUUCCUCAGAAAUAUACGACUACAUCAUGCACAUACUAAUGCACUACCAGGGUCUGCUGGUGGCCACCAUCUUCUGCUUUUUCAAUGGCGAGGUGCAAGCAGUUUUACGGAGGCACUGGAACCAGUACAACCUCCAGUUUGGCAGCAGUGUAGGAAAUCAUUCGGAUGCCCUGCGCUCAGCCUCCUACACAGCUUCCUCCAUCACAGAGGUCCAAGGCUGCUACAGCAUCGACGGCCACUCUGAACACAUGAAUGGCAAAGGCUGCCAUGACACAGAUGCUUCCAUCUUCAAAUCGGAAAACCCCUUCGACUGACCGUGCUCUUUACUCAACUUUCAACAGGUUUGACACCAAUAGCUUCCAACUACGGAGACUGGGCUCUUCAUCAAAUUUAUCAAGUCAGCACUGAAGGAAAAUGACUUCAUACUCUUUCUCUAAAUGCUUUUAUUGUUGCAGUUAAAGUACGUUACAAAAUGCUUUUGACUUGGUUAGUGCCAAACUGACAAAUCCUUACCUUCCUUAUUCAUUGCUACUUUUUCCAUACAUAACAGACCAUAGGAUGUUUUAUAUAUAAUAUAUUAAUUUUAUAUCAUAUAUAAUUCAUAUUGAUGAAGCCUGUGUUAUUGUAGUUGAUAUAAUGAUGAUAAUGUAGUUUUACUUCAUUAAUACAGUGUUUUGCAUUCUUUAGGAAAUUUAACAUACAUUGUUAAGGCAUUUAUUGUUUGUUUCAUUUGUGUCUAUUGUAACUUGAACUGUAGGGUGUUGGUCCGGAAGCUGCAUUGUUGUUUUUUAGCUUUUAUUCCUUUUUUUUUUUUUCCAACGAUGUGAUGAGUAUAGCAAUCUCUUGGAUGUAGUGUGGGCUCAGAAGUCACUAAUUAUCUUGGGCUUUCCUUGUCAUGUUCGAUAGAUGACAGCACUGGCGAGACAACUGGUGUGCUUUAAAGGGGACCUAUUACUCUUUUCUGACCUAUAAAUGUUGUUACAAUGUUGUAUUCUCGUGUUAAACGAUGCCAACGUGUCGGAUAAUGAGGUUUGCGCAUUUGGAAGUGAGCACUACAAGCAGUUUUUGGAUGGCUCUGCACACUGAGUUUUUUUUAAAUGCCUAGUUCCAACGAUGUCAACACAAUCCGGACUUCCUUAUAUGCCCAGGUACACACUCUAGGCCUGCCCUCUCCCCGCUCUGCUUCGCUCUGUUGUCGAAGAUUUCACCGUGUUAGCACGUUGAGCAAUGAAAGCUAAUUUAGUUUAGCUUUCCUAAAGAGGCAAGCAUCAGGCAGAAGUGGUUGGUGUUGCUGAUUCCCGGCCAGCAAGAGAACAAUAUGCUCAUACGCUAAUGGCACUUCACAUGGGACUGCGAACAUGGGCCAUUAUGAAGCUGGACUAUGCGCCAAACUGUUGCUGAAGUCUGGCGCCUUUCCAACGUUACUUUGCCGUGUUGAAGAGUCAGAAGAGCAAGCUGUAAGUAACAAUUUAUCAGUGUCCUAACUGUGUUUAUUUUGUGUAAGUAACCAGACAAACGCGGUUGUCUGUGUCGCAUUAUAGAGUGUGCAUACAUGGAGCGGAAGGAGUGUUAUUUGCAUGCAUGCAAACAUAUAUGGCUGUAUGUUAAAAGCUGAACAUUUUAAAAAGAUAAAUUGCCAUUUACUGUCAACUCCUGUACCGACAAAAUUAGAAAGUGGGUUGUCCGGAAGUCCUCCGGAGUGUGACCAAUCACAGCGGAGUGGGCUCGGCGGGAGGCGUACUUGGAGGAGGGCCGGGGGUGGAAUAAAUUACACCGACCAUUUGGACGGGAAGCAGGAAACCCAAGGAAACACUGCAGGAAGAGGCAGAGUCUGGAAGAACCAGAAAGCUUUCUGUGCGGGUUAUCGUGUGUAGCUGCUCUAUAGGAGUCCAGAACUCAAUAGAAAGGCCCAAAAAUGAAUGCAAUAGGUCUCCUUUAAGUGAAAAGUUACAUUUAGACACUCUUGAACAAAAUCUUAAGACGGGUAGAAAAUUGCAAGGACAGUGGAACCUCGGAUUUCAUCAUUAACUCGUUCGAAAAGGUCCAACGAAAACUGAAACGUAUGGAAAACCAAGACAAAAUCAAAAUAAUUUGUUCCAGACAGCCAUCCAUCCAUCUUCUUCUGCUUAUCUAAGGUUGGGUCGCGGGCCUAGCAGCCAAAGACGAGAAGCCCAGGCUUUCCUCUCCUGACUGCUUUGUCCAGCUCCUCCCGGCGGAUCCUGAGGUGUUCCCAGGGUAGCUGAGAGACAUAGUCUCUCCAACGUGUCGUGAAUCUUCCCCUAGGCCUCUUACCAGUCGCAUCCUGACAAGCUGCCUGAGCCACCUCAUCAUCUCCUCACAAUUCAGAAGCAGUUCUACUCCGAGUUUCUCCUGGAUGACAGUGCUUCUCACCCUAUCUCUAAGGAAGAGCCCAGCAAUCCUCCAAAGGAAGCUCAUUUCGUCUGCUUGUACCUGCUAUCUAGUCCUUUUGGUCACUACACAAAGCUCAUGACCAUAGGUGAGGGUAGGACCGUAGAUCGACUGGUAAAUUAAGAGCUUUGCCUUUCGGCUCAACUCCCUCUUCAUUGGGGGACUGAUGCAGAGUCCGCAUCACUGCAGAUGACGCACAAAUCCACCUGUCGGUCUCACAUUCCAUCCUUCCCUCACUCGUGAACAAGACCUCAUCCUCGACCUGGAGAUGGCACUGCACCAUUUUCCAGGCGAGAAAUGUUGAACUCGGACGUGGAGGUGCAGAUUUUCCUCCACGCCGCUUCACACUAGGCUGCAAACUGAUCCAGCGAGAGCUGAAGAUCACUGCUUGAUGAAGCAAGCAGCACCACAUCAUCUGCAAAAAGCAGAGAUCCAAUACUGCAUCCACCAAACCGGAUCCCCUCAACGCCCUGGCUGCAGAUAGAAACUCUUCACAAAGGUUAUGAACAGAAUCAGUGACAAAGGGCAGCCCUGGCAGAGUCCAACACUCACUGGAAACAAGGUGUUUCUCACCUUCUUUAUCAAAGUUCUGGCACUUUGAUAGCACUCAGAGUUAUGCAGUCUACUUGAGCACUUGAACAUACAUGAUAAAGAUUAUUAAAGGAUUCCCUGGUCGGAAUCUGUCUAUAGUGUUCCAGCUUUAAAAAGAACCACUAUCCAUUCUUCAUAUUCACCUAAUAUGUGAAUGUUUUGUUUGGGCACCCGACUAGUUUGUUAGGCGCACUGUGUGGCCGGACGAUAACCGAGACUGUGUAUGAAAAUCACGACAAUAAUUUUCGUUGAAAACCAAAUCCUGGAAAAACCGAGGUUCCACUGUAUUCAGAUUUUGUAACCAGAUGAUAAGUAGAGCAAAAAACGGUUGAUUGUAAGAUUGAACAAGGCUGAGUUGUCUGAUGAAAGGAACAUGAUGCUUUAGGUCAAGAUUGAAUGAUUCUGGUGCACUUUUAGUUUUGCACACAAAAAGUGGGUUUUGAAAAUGCCCCUAAUUUAGCACUCUUGAUUUGUUAAGCACAUUCUCCGUAGUGCUGGCAAGAUCAGCAGUAAACAUGAGCUAUUUUGUUCUGCAAAGAAGAGUGAGACGUGUGUGAGAAUGGUUUAUUUUACAGUGGAGUAUAAUAUACCCAGAAGCCUUCAAGCAUGAAGUAUUACCUGACGUUAGGGGGGAAAAAUUCAACGACGGACAAGGACAAGGACCCUGAACUGUCUGGCUUUAUUGUUUGCCAUCACACUUUGUAGUUUCUCACGUCUUUAUGUUUGGACCCUCUCUGUGAGCUGUCAUAUUAUCAAAAAAAAAAUAAGUCAAUUUUGUAAAUAGUUUCUUCCACCCUGCACUGUGAAAGUAUCAUUCGUUUUGCCUUCAAAUUUUUCUUAUUUUGGACACAGUAACUCUUGUUGUAAGUUAGUAAAGGCAGGAUUUUUUUUUUUAUUAUUAUUUUAGCAGUAGCAAAUUCUCUUAAAUUUGUGGAUUAUAUGUGUGUAUUAUAUAACAGUUAUGAUUGUAAUAUACACAAAACACAUGUAUUCAGAAUUCUGUACAUUUUAAGUAGAUUUUAAAUGAAUUUUCUUACAUUAUUUGCAGGUAAUUUUUACUGCAAAGGCUUUACGUACAAUGACAGAUCAUGGAAGCUCCUGGAACCAAUUGAAGAUAGCGUGUACAGCUGGGGACAUUACGGCAACUCAAAUGUGUAUUUAUGUACAGUUUGACUUCUUUUUAUGAUGCUACAAAUAGGUUGUGGAGUGUCAGCGACACUUUGGUAUCAUGGUGUAAAGUGCUAUGAGAAAAGCAUUUGAGACAGUGUCUUGUCAUUUAUGUUUAUAAAGUGUACUGUAUUAUACCGGAGUCAUUUCAUUUUCACUCAACCCUGCUGUUUGAAUGUAACGAUUGUUUCAACUUCUGGAUGUGAAAAACCUAUAUAUACUGUACGUACAGAGUCUUUUUUUAAUUAUUCCACUGUAUUAAAUGAUGUUGCUACAUCUUCACACUACCACAUUAUAGGACAGCACUACAAAACCUUGUUCUUUGCAUUUUUUAGUCACUUCUGUUUGUUUUGUUGAAUGAAUAUAAUGCACCACCACUUUGUUACACUGACCUAAUAAAGGUAACUACAGUAUUGAUUGUUGCUCUUCAU